GUCCAUAUCCAAAACCUUAUUUGUUUAUCAAUGAAUUGAACUCUGGAAUCCACGCGAUUGAUUUGCUAACUCAUGAUAAAACUGGCGUUAUCCGUGGACUUAAAGAGAAUCGCGCAAUGGCAAUUGACACAGUGGAAAUGAAAAUAUACUUCAGAAAUGGCAGCAGUAUAUCCAGGGCUAACCUUGAUGCUACCGGUGUUGAAAUUUUUUUCAAAAUUGAUUAUGUUAGGACAAUGGUAGUUGACUGGCUGGGACGUCGUUUAAUCUGGUCUACGACGUCAACCAACGACUGGAUUUUCGUAAUGAAUUUAAACAGGAAAGGAAAAAGAGCGCUGACAAAAGAAAGAGCUUGGAACUUCGACAUAGCAGUGGAUCCGACAGUGGG
Molecule: messenger RNA, 385 nt
Organism: Paramuricea clavata
Lineage: Eukaryota; Metazoa; Cnidaria; Anthozoa; Malacalcyonacea; Plexauridae
Source: the annotation of a GenBank genome assembly